AAUUCCUCUUGCACAAUGCUUUACACAAGCAAAUAAAUAAAUUUAUUAAUAAUUAGACCUGUCCAAUGCUGUGCUAACUGUGGAAUUACUAUUGAAAAGAACAUUUUAGAUUAUGGAGUUAUAAUCUCAACUGGUUAUGGAGUAGUCACAUUAGAAGGAUUAUUAAUAGCAUUCAUCUCAGAGGUCUUUAUAACACAAAGCUCAUCUCUUGGUAUUGUUGUAAAUCUUCAUCAUAAUGACACAAUGAAUCUUCUUAUUGGUGCCUUAUUGCUUAAUCCAAGAAAUCCUCUUGAUCUUGGCUCAACUGUAAAAGGAUUAAACGAGGUUCAAGGCAUAAUUCUAGGAGAUACUUCAAUAGCUUCCAUUCUAGAUCCAGUUGGUAAUAUCCUUUUUAACUCAGGUAGAAUCAAUGUGCAAUAUCUUUGGGCUAUAGAAGCUCCUGCUCCAGGUAUAAUUGAUAGGCAAUCUGUCUCAGAAGCACUUCAAACAGGUAUUAUAGCUAUAGAUUCAAGUAUCCCAAUAGGAUGUGGCCAAAGAGAGCUCGUUUUAGGAGAUCGUCAGACAGGUAAAACAUCCAUCUGUCUAGAUAGCAUUCUUAAUCAAAAGUAUAGCUCUGUAUUUGCGGUCUACACCUCUCUUGGUCAAAGCUCAUCAAGCAUUCUACAGGUCUUUCUAUCCCUAGUACAAAAAGAUGCUAUCUUCUUCUUCUCAAUGCUUAUAGCAACUGCUAGUUCAUCAGCUGUAGCUCAAUACUUAUGUGCAUAUAGUGGAGCUGCUUUGUCUGAAUUCUUUGUGAUAACUGGGGAAUUACCCACAUUACUUGUACUUGAUGACUUAUCUCGACAUGCGGCAGCUUAUAGAGAAAUAUACCUCCUAUUGAGAAGACCUGCUGGAAGAGAAGCUUAUCCAGGAGAAAUAUUCUUUGUGCAUUCUCGACUUUUAGAAAGGUCUGCAAAGUUAUCAUACAAUCUUGGUGGUGGUAGUCUUACUUGUCUCCCAGUUAUUGAAACAUUAGCAGGAGAUGUUUCAGGUUAUAUAAGUACAAAUGUCAUAUCUAUUACUGAUGGACAAAUAGCUUUAUCAUCAGACUUAUUUCUAUCAGGUAUUCUUCCAGCUAUAGAUGUUGGAUUAUCUGUAACACGUGUGGGUUCUAUAGCUCAAUGGUAUGGAAUGAAACUUGUGGCAGGAUUUUACAAGCUAGAACUUGCUCAAUUUGUUGAAUUACAAGCAUUCUCACAAUUUUCAGCAGAUCUAGGGGAAGAAAGCAAGAAUAGAUUAACAAAAGGCUUACGACUUGUAGAAUUACUAAAACAAUCCAAUAGAUCUCCAAUAAGCUUAACAAGACAAGUUGGCAUAUUAUCAUUAGCUAAUCAAAAGCUUCUAAAAGCUUUAGCAAUUAAAGAUGUACAUACAUUUAUUAAUCUCUAUCUUGAUAUACCAGCAUGGACUUUAUUAUUAAUUCCACCUAAUCUUAUAGCUAAAUCUAUUUUGGGCUGUGUUUUUAAGUUGUAA
Durusdinium trenchii is the source of this 1512-nucleotide messenger RNA. The record is from the annotation of a GenBank genome assembly. NCBI's taxonomy places the organism in Eukaryota, Dinophyceae, Suessiales, Symbiodiniaceae.